Molecule: messenger RNA, 3545 nt
Organism: Venturia canescens
Lineage: Eukaryota; Metazoa; Arthropoda; Insecta; Hymenoptera; Ichneumonidae
Product: zinc finger CCCH domain-containing protein 11B-like
Exons: 6
Coding region: 234-1730 (498 amino acids)
Molecular function (GO): metal ion binding
Source: RefSeq, a predicted model, not a curated record
UAUAACAGCCGAUAGCAGGAGAGAAGAGGGAGGAAAAUCGAGUGUGUUGUAUUGAAUUGGUUGUGAGUCGUGAGUGUUAGUACUGGUUAGUACUGUGAGUGCGCGUGUGUUUGCCUUCACCCGAGCCAGCAGCACCACAAUCCGACGAAAGACGUGAGAGAAAAAAAGUUAGCGUGCAACAUCAACGACAAACCAAAGAGCACGAUCACUCGGACUUCUAUCAAUUCUUGCAAAUGGAUCCCGUACCUAAAAAUAACGACUGUUACUUUUUCUACUAUUCUACGUGCACAAAGGGUGACAAUUGUGCGUUUAGACAUGAACCAUCCGCGCUGGGCUGCGAGGUCAUGUGUCAGUAUUGGCAGCAGGGCAACUGUCUCAAUGAGCACUGCAACUUUAGACACAUGGAACUGAAGAAAAAUCGCAAGUCGAUUCCUUGCUUCUGGGAGUCACAACGAGGUGGUUGCAAAAAGCCUCAUUGUCCAUUUCUGCACACGGGUGGUCGUGCAGCACCAAAUCCUGAUCAGGCGAAUCAAAUAAAGACAGCGGAAGUAACUUCGAAGCCAGUCACCCAAGAAUGGUCGAAUCGUCCAGAUGACGGAAAGUACGACGGAAGCGGCACCGAAUCUGACCAAGGUCGGGGCAGCAGUGAGGCAGGGAGUUUCAUUGGCAGUCCAGCUGUCGAUCCUCUUAUCGUCAACUUUGACGAAGAGUCUGACAGCGAAAGUGCACCCUCGCCAGUUAAGGCCCACACGGCGAGAGUACCUUAUUGCAAGACUUACGAGGAGAUCAGACUGGAGGAAAUACAGGCUGAGAGUGCGGCAUACUAUUCUUACGAGCCAGACGAUUAUCUCGGGAAUGCAGGGGGCGGCAAAGAGAAGCGAAUCACUUCGGUUCGUGCUGCUCGUCGUACGGUAUCGUUGUAUUCUCGUGAGAGGUCCGCCGGAACCGGAACGACCGGAAAGCCGACAGUAGCACCAGGUGAAGCCGAGAAACCAACGGACUUUACGAUCCUGACCCUGGAAGAAAUCCGACGACGCAAGGCUGCCGCACAAGCACGCACCGAAUCGAGCAGGGACGCAUCUUCGACGAACGAUAAUCCGGAAAUACGUAAAGCUCCACAGCGACGAAAACGGCUACUGGAAGAACAAACGACGGUGAGAGAAUCAGCCGAUUUUCUGAAAGAUGCUAUUAAAACAUUGGCCGAAUUGAAAGCAACGAGUCAAGAAGACAAAGUAGCACCAGUGGAAACGAGGAAACGGAAAUUAGAAAAUUCGAAAUCGGACACCAGCGAGGACGAGAAAAACAAGACUGAAACGAGCUGCAGCACCAGUAGCAAAGUUCCCAAAGUUCCGCCGGUAAGAUUGCGUCGUUCCCCAAAGCGUUUCGUUCGCUCUUACGAAACGACGACGAACGCCGCGAUGUCCGACGAAUCGAUUAAUCCCGCUGACGUCCAAUCGGACAAUACGCGCAACGAUGAAAUUGAAGUAAGACUUUGUGACAGCAGUACCUCGGAUGACGUUCAAACCGUCGUUGAAUCGAGUGGAACCAUCGCACAAGAAAACGACGUAAAUUCGCUGAUAAACGUAAACACGGAAGAUCUCAAACUCGAACAAUUGUGCGAUACGAAUUUAAGCUCGAACGACGACGAUUUUCUUACUGCUGUAGAUCCAGUCUCGGAAGAUAUUCUCAAGGAUAUUGAUGCUCUCCUCACGGAAAAAUCCACUGUUUGAACAGUUCGAUUUUUUUUAUUGUCCUUUGUUUUCUUGUUAUCUUCCUUCUCUUAUUUACAACGAAGUUCAAUCUUUCGUAGUAUUCUGAGGCAUGUGAGAUAACGUGACUGAGAUGAAAAUCGAGAAUAAUUUGACUUCGUCGUGUUUGACGAGAUCUCAAUGCUGUCGAACCGAUUCUUUACAAGCAAUAACGACGAAUCGCACGCGUAUUUUCCGGAACAUUCGUCUCCAAAUCAUUGAUUUUCUUCACCACCUCUGUCGCAACUUCUUGAAGAAUCUUCAGCUUCACGCGGAAUUCAGGAACGUUAAGAUUCGAGAUAAAGAAAUCGUCGGUUCCCAAACCGUUGCUGGGGAAUUGGGGAAGAACAGUUUCUCCAAAUUGGUCAUCGUUUGAGGCAUUUCCGAAAUUAUAUCCACGCACGUAGGUAUCCGAUCGCACGAGUGAAGGACUCGUUUUUUGAACGGCCUGCUCCUUUUUUUCAUCGCUCGGGAAAUUUUUGCCUGCACUAUCCGCAGUGUCAUCAAUCUUAAUCGGUAAUGGACUCGCCGUGACAACUUGCUCGUUCGGUGAAUCUUGCAAGUUAUCCGGGGCCGGUUUGUCGAGUGUUCGUAACCUCGCCAGGUUGCCGCCAUUUCCGCCGUGCUCGUUAUUCAUUUUCGGAGUGUCUGGCGUGAUCACCAUUAUUCCAACGGAGGGCGUUUUUAUAUUUUCACUCGAAUCCGCGAAAACGGAAUAGUGAAUUUAUAACUUCCGUAGUCGCCCUGAUUACUUCCUCGUAAGUUAGAGGCGUUAAAAUUGGUACCACAUUUCGGUCGUUAAUCGGUGCUACGAAGCGCCGCAGAAAAUUCACGAAUUCCGUUUUAAAAUAUUUGACGUUCAUUUUGAAAGAACGUAUAGGUAAGCUAUCAACUGCGUUGUUUGACGACGAAGCUCGUUGUUAUUCAUCACGAUCCCGGAAAGCUCAUGACUCGAAUUUGUAAAUAAAAUGGUAGAGGUGCGAAGCUGAGAUCGAGAGAUUAGAAAAAAAGAGUAAAAAAAACUAAUCAAAUCGAACGCGCAACGAUCGACGACCAAUGUGUAUAAUAUCGGUAAAAAGUGUUGAUAUUAAUUCCGAAGCGAUGAUGACUGUCAUUACUUUCGUUUUUGUAAUGACGAAAAAUAGCAAAUAGAAAAAAAAUGAAUAUAUUCUAUUGUUUAAUGUAAAAGUCGAGUGAGGAUAUCGAGAAUUACACGAGCCUCGGUAAGCCACAAUCCCGUCCAUGAAGGAAAGUCCGGGAUUUUCUCCUCCGUGAGUAAAGCGUCGACAGGAAUAUAUGAUCAACGACCGAUUAGGAAUCCCACGAGCAAAAUCCUUUCAUCGUCCGUUAGCACGAUUCGAUAAAUGUAUAAACAACCCACGAAUUGGGACGAGUUAAUACAGCUUAUUUUCCGCAGCUACGAACGAAAUCAUCGAGGUAAUUAGACCAGAGUGUUUCGUUGUUUGCGAAUUUUACGAAAAAGAUCCUUGUAAUUCCUGAUUUUAGACGAUUCGUAAUACCUGGAAAUAUUACGAAUUCAUUGAUAAUCUAAACUCAGAGUCGUUCACGAUUAAUUCAUCACCCCUUAAUAAUUAGGUAGUUCAAAAUCUUCAUCAAAAUCACUAUUAAUUCCCAACGACGCUGAAAAUGCCUUUUUAACGAGAAUAAUGUACGAAAAAAUGAAUUAAAAAACUAUAGUGCAACUGCGAUCGGGCUUCGAGGAGCCCCCUCGUUCGAUAACAUCUACAAAAACGAAUUAUUGUUCGGCGAAAUAUACAAUUGUUACAGUUUUUCGAA